GCUCCGAAUUUACGAACGGACAAUCUGAUAAGGCUUUGAAUUUACGAAUGGCCAAAAAGCAACUCUGAGCGCUAUCUGGCACUCCAGACUGAAUCCAGACCGAACGCACCCAAUGUUGAGCUGUCAGUGUUGAGGCGCAUUCUCGCUUCAAGAGAAUGCGCGCCCCCGAGACUGCAGGAAAAAUGGCGGCGCUCAUGACUCUCACCCAGUUAUCGAGUGGAAACCCAGCUUACGAGGUCUACUACAGACAGGUGGAUCUGGGAAACACAGGGAAAGUAGGAGCUGCAGAUGCAGCUCAAUUCCUAAAGAAAUCAGGCCUCUCAGACAGUACCUUGGGAAAGCCCAGUGGCAGUCCGUUUGAUUGCAGUGCUCUCUUCACCUCCCACAGCUCCUGGCCCAGCCCCAAGCCUACAGAAGCCAGACAAUCCUGUUAUGCAUCCCAAGAAAAACGUGCCUGACAGACCUGCACCUCCCUAUGGACUUGAAAAUGUCAAGUUUUGAAGUGAGUCGGAGCAGCUGUCGUGGGCUAAGAGGUGAGAGCAAGCGGGAGGAACAUGAGAGGUUGAGGAGACUCCAUCUACAAGAACAGGAGGACCUGGAACUGGCCAUCACUCACAGCAAGGCUGAAAACUAAAAACCCUGUCACAGACUCACAACAACAACACAACACAUAACAGGAGGUCCUGGAACUAGCCAUUUUCCUUACCAAGGCUUACCCGCCUACUACCUGACUAAAAACUAAAAUCCCUUUAACACACUCACAACAACAACCCUGAUAGACACUCAUAAAACUCACAGCCUGACCACAAUCAUGUUACAAGCCAAAACAAUGCUACAAACUAGCAACAUACAACCCACAUACAGCUGGACUACAACCCCCGCUAGACUAGGAACAGUUCCUCUACAACCCAAAUACUACUAUCUGACAACAACCUGAAAACAGUGCAUCUACAGCCCUCACUACAGCCAGACGUCAACGCUUGUACAGCCCAAUUACAACCCUUCCUACAGCCCAACAACAACUACAACUUCACCCUGACAACAGCCUCCCACUACAGCUCUGUGAUGUUCAGAUGGCAGCCCAUCUACCUACAGAUUCAGCUUCUCAAGACCCUGAACACUACAGCAAGAAAGCAGCCUCGCUCUCACCACAGCUCUAGGAUUUACUGAUGGGACUGCAGCCCCUCUACCAAUCCAGCUCCACUGAAGCCAGACUAUAUGAAGACCGUAACCUACCAAAUCCUCUCUUUCUUCAACCCCUUUGUCAUUAUCAGCCUCAAUGGAACUCUAGUCAGCUACAUCGCAACUAUAAUCAACUACAGCGGAUCUCCACUUCAGCCCGACUUAAGCUUGACUUAACCCUGACUACAGCCUAAAUCCAGAGUGUUUGAACUCUGACUUGGCUACGGCCAGUGGUCAUUCUGACUAGUAGACCCCAUAGUUCUUAGAUGGGGAGACAGGAUGCUGGACUUUGCUUCGGUUUGUUGUGAGGAAAAAUCUAAAAUUGUAACAUUUUAAUUUAAUUUGUAUUAUUUAAAUCGGGGAAAAUCGUGCAUCUGUGGUUUAUGAAGUAUCUGUAAAUGCACUGUUAUAACUGUAUUAUAAACUAUAUCAUAUACCCUUUAAGUGCUUAAGAACAUUAAUAUUGAAAGUAUAAACGUACCCUACUCUUUGUCAGCAAGCGUGUUUGGGUUCCUUAUUUCUGGUGCAAAUCUGGUUUUGGUGAAAAAAUGACCACCUUUUAGAUUAUGGAAUGAAACAUUUUGUUUAUUUGUUAAUCUUGGUGUUUUCUACUUCAUUGCCGUACAUCCUUUUAUUGGACCAGAAAAAUGACAAGGUCAAAACCCACCUCAUCUGACUUGAAGGAUAAGGGUGGCGGCCUUUCACCAGAGCUUCAAGAACAUUUAGAGUGAUUUGGAUUUCCUUUUUGAUUUCUUCAUGCUAAACUCUUAUGCCUUUAGUAGGCUGAGUGAAGUGUUUAUUUGGUUCAUCUGUUGUGGAGGAUGUAUUCAACUAGUAGGGCAUUAGGACUGUUUUGGUUUUCCUACAGUAUACUCUUAUUUAAGCUAUGCAAGUUUAUUAGUACAGCAUAGCUUUAACCUGUAAUUACUUUUAAUUAUAUAUUUUUUAAUUGAAGGAAUGCAACAUUUGUAUUAUUAUCAAUAUCAUGGCAAAGUGUCAUCAAACUACCAGAAGAAUAGCUGACCAGCAAAUAGCGAUGGCAUCCGUUUUCUUUUUUUUCUUUAAUGUUGUAUGAAGGGAAAUGAGUCUUCCCAAACCAUCAAAUUCAUAUGGAUAUCUGUUACAUCAUCAUGGUGUAGUUCUUUGCAGACCGACACCACAUACAACGUUCAUGUCUUCCCUUCACUUUGCUUUACCAUGCAAUAGCCUUACAUUUGCAGCUGGAUUGUAUUGAGUAGGCACCAAACAGAAGAAAACAGACUGAAACAGGGAGGCUUACCCAAUAAGAAACGAUCAAUUUUGUUUUCCGUUGCAAAACAUUUAGCUAAUUUGUGCAGUAUUGAAUUUGACACUGGUCACAGUUCGAUUAAUCCUGCCUUGCAACACUCAUAAUCCUGCCUUGCAACACUCACUCUAUGAGUGAGGGCCACAGGGUUCAAUUCUUGUACCGACUCUCUUCUCUGUAUACAUCAAUGAUGUCGCUCUUGCUGCUGGUGAGUCUCUGAUC
This is a messenger RNA of Salvelinus namaycush (lake trout), 2689 nucleotides long. Its product is annotated as epidermal growth factor receptor substrate 15-like. The transcript has 7 exons. The record is from RefSeq and is a predicted model, not a curated record. Lineage: Eukaryota; Metazoa; Chordata; Actinopteri; Salmoniformes; Salmonidae. The coding region runs from base 156 to 458 and encodes 100 amino acids.